AUGAGCACAAACACCUCCAUGGUGGCUGAGUUCAUCCUUGUUGGCUUCUCCCACCUGGUCAACCUCCAGGGCUUGCUCUUCUCUGUCUUCCUCACCAUCUACCUGCUCACCGUGGCAGGCAACCUCCUCAUAGUGGUGCUGGUCUCCACAGAUGCUGCUCUCCAGACCCCCAUUUACUUCUUCCUUCGAAUGCUCUCAGCACUGGAGAUCGGCUACACAUCUGUUACUGUGCCCCUGUUGCUUCACCACCUGCUCACAGGCCGGCGCCACAUCCCUCACUCUGGCUGUGCUCUCCAGAUGUUCUUCCUUUUCUUUGGUGCCACAGAGUGUUGUCUCCUGGCAGCCAUGGCCUAUGACCGCUAUGCAGCCAUCUGCAAACCUCUUCAUUACCCACUUUUGCUGAGCCACCGGGUGUGCCUACAGCUAGCGGGAAUGUCGUGGGCCUGUGGAGCGAUGGUGGGCCUGGGCCACACCGCCUUCAUCUUCUCCUUGCUCUUUUGUGGCCCCAAUGCCAUUCCACACUUCUUCUGUGAGAUCCAGCCUAUCCUGCAGCUGGUGUGUGGAGACACCUCACUCAACGAGCUUCAGAUUAGCCUGGCUGCUGCCCUCAUCAUCCUUUGCCCCUUCGGCCUCAUCCUGGGCUCCUACGGGCAUAUCCUGGCUACAAUCUUCCGGAUGUCGUCUGCUGCUGGCCGCAGCAAGGCCUUCUCCACCUGCUCCUCCCACCUGGUUGUGGUCUCCCUCUUCUAUGGCACUGCCAUCUUCAUCUACAUCCGCCCUGAAGCCAGCUAUGAUCCAGCCACGGACCCUCUGCUGUCCCUCUUCUAUGCUGUGGUCACCCCCAUCCUUAAUCCCAUCAUCUAUAGUCUGCGGAACACCGAUGUCAAGGCUGCCCUAAGGAGAACCCUCCAGAAAAUGAGGCCUGCAAACACUUGA
Leptonychotes weddellii (Weddell seal) is the source of this 936-nucleotide messenger RNA. It is a transcript of the gene OR10C1, whose product is annotated as olfactory receptor family 10 subfamily C member 1. Gene Ontology annotation, biological process: G protein-coupled receptor signaling pathway. NCBI's taxonomy places the organism in Eukaryota, Metazoa, Chordata, Mammalia, Carnivora, Phocidae. The record is from RefSeq and is a predicted model, not a curated record. Gene Ontology annotation, cellular component: membrane. Gene Ontology annotation, molecular function: olfactory receptor activity; G protein-coupled receptor activity.